AUGCGACCGGAUUACUACACAAUCUUGGGGGUAUCCAGAGAAGCUUCCAAGGAAGAGAUAAAGAAAGCCUACCGCAGACUUGCUCUAACAUACCACCCAGAUAAAAAUUCAACUCCCGGAGCAGAGGCAAAAUUUAAGGAAAUAACCCAGGCUUAUGAGGCGAGUCCUAAUAUCAUUAAGUUAUUCUCUUACGUGAAUAACAAAGCUACUUGUAAUUUAUUUCUAUCCGAAGUUCAUUCAACGUUUGUUUUCAGCAAAUCUGACAACCAGGUUGGUGCCUUUUCAUCGGUGGCUAGUGAGCGCAAACAUCACCAUCACGUUCCUUCACGCAAGGCCCCUGAUACUGAGCACUUUGUAAAAGUCACGCUAGAGGAUCUUUUGAGUGGUGUGUGCAAGAAAAUGAAGAUCAGCCGGCGUCGUUUCAAUAAGGUAGCGCAGAAUUUUUUUCAGGAAGAGCGGGUCCUUUCAUUUAACAUCCCACCAGGGGCUCGCAACGGCACGAAGAUCCGAUUUCCUGAUGAGGGAAAUGAGACGUUAAAUAUGGCGCCUUCUGAUGUUGUCUUCGUACUCGUGGAGCAGCCUCAUGACCUUUUCAUCCGGGAUGAAUGCAAUCUACACACAGGGUGCAAGAUUGACCUGAAGCUCGCACUUUUUGGUGGUACCCUUGUAGUAAGUUUAAAGAAUGAGUCCUUUUCUGUGAGAAUGGAGCCUAUGACAUCGUCUCUUUCUCCCCUCGUCAUUCCAAACGGCGGACUCCCGGAGCCCAUGCCCUCGGAGGAGGGUGAACCGAAGAGAUUUGACCGCGGGAACCUUAUUGUGCACUUCGAGAUCGAACUUCCCAAGCUGUCGCCCAACAAACAAGAUACAAAUACCAUAAAAUCAGCCCUUCCUGGCUUGGGUCAAAUGAAAGUGCAAUCACAUGUAAUGACCCUACGUUCGUCUGCUAACUCAUCCAUGCGAGCAUGGCGCCGAUACUUUCCACUUGUUUCCAUGGAGUCGGUGACUGAUCUCUUCGAGGAAAUGCUUCAAGGCAGCCACAUCUCCGAUGCGUCUUCAAAUUGCUCCUCCACUGGGACUUCUGUAAAUUCGGAACCUAAUUUGGCUUUCAUAUCCAUUAUUCUUGGGUAUAUCGAGACGCAUAUCACCACCAUGUCUUGUCCUGUGGAAUCAGUACAAAAACCAAAGUCUGACCUCGUUAAUUCGCGAAAACGGAUCGUAACUGGGAAAUCAAAUCGUAGUUCCAAACGGCCCAACUUACGGCCUUCCUCACCAACUAUUGGCGGAACGGAAUCCUCUGCAUUGGGGCCUUCAGUUGUCGAAAUUCCAUCCGAUGCCAGUGUUGCGUCAAUUAGCGUUUCAUGCUGUGAAAGUCCUGCCCCUGCAGUUGGAGAUGCAAUAUUUUCUACAGACUCAGAGGUGCUAACACCAAUUGAAACGAAGUGUUCGUUUCCUGUAUUACGUUACGAGGAGGUAGAACUUCUAUAUCAAAAAUUUUACUCAAUGAUUGUUAAUCACCCAAAGUUGGCAUCGUUAGCAAAGAUAAAUCAUGAUCAAGCGGGUACUAAAAAGGAAACUGUCAUUCCCGAAAGCAUGCCCUCAAAUCGGAGGUUGGUUAAAUUGGUCUGCGAUAUCCUCUGUGCACACAUGUCUUCAGGACGCCAGCGUGAACAUCUUGCACACGCCCAAUCAAUCUACUCCCUCCUCAAAAAUGGUCAACUGGAUAGUUUUGGUCUCGCCUACACCACCGUAGCUGCAUGUCAGCUUCUCGGCUACACAGAUGUCCAUUUAGCCCUGUCGGAGGAUCAUGCGUGGGUUGAAUUCGGGCCACCCGACAGACGAGAGACGGCAGAUGUUUCCGUAAUGCCAGCACUUGAGCCGGGGGAGGCAAUUUCUCCACAAAAAGCCCCCCUUGAUGCCAAUUCCACUUCCUUCGUAUAUCCUCCGCCCGUUCGACUAGAUCAUUUACUGAACUCAUGGCUCUACCUUAAUGGCUAUCCCGUGGUUUGCAACCCUCUUGUGCUUUCCGUAGCUGCAGCAGUGACUGCAAUCCAGCCCUGUGGUCUCUCGAAAUCCGUGCGGCCACAGGAACAGGUGCCCAAGAGGUCUCGAUUGAGGACUAACUCUGUGGCCUCUGCAGAUAGUCCAAGCCCGCGGUGCUACCCCGGAUACUGUGUGGAAACUAUUUCUCCUCAGUUAGUCCAGCUAAAGCAAAACCUAUUGUGGAUUGUCUAUCGGGCUGGUCUGCUUAAUCAGUAUCCCUUGGGGCUAACCAACUUAGCAGACAUUGAAGAAGGUUAUCCUUCUGGUGUUCGGCUUGAGGAUUUACCCGGUGACCUGUUGUUGCCUUCUUCUAUGUACCCAAUGCCUGAAAUAGUUGAAGUGUGUGGUGGGAUAGCCACAGAUACUCCCGCCUCUAUACCUCCUGAUGUUCCGCUUAGCCUCUUACGGAGAGCAGUGGAAAUCGAUCGUGUUUACUUCCAAAACCAGCACGUCUAUCCCUACAUAUACCUGGCUAACUACCUCUAUCGCCGUGGUGAUUUGAUAGGUGCCUUGAGGUAUUGGGCUGAAGCUGGACGCGUAAUUGGCCAAUACAACCACAGUUCUGAAGACGCCGAAAUAUAUCGCGAGUUCCUUGAUAUAGCAACACGAGUAAUACCAGACAUGUUCAAGUCGUUCUCCGUCGAGAAUCGGACUACCGCUAACAUCAGCUCAUCUGUAAACGAGAUUUCUGUCGACGGUGUUCAGCCCACGAACCUUCUUGAUAGUCCGCUGUGCCUGGCCUACCUACUGGCCUUCUAUGAUCACCUGUGCCUCUGGGAAGAGGAUUCAGUCGUGCCGGUUCUUCACGUCGGCUGGGUGGACAAGUUGAUGGCGUCGUUGACACGUUUCUCGGCGGCUGCACGCAGUCAACUGCACGUAGAAGCAACACGUGGCAAGGAGGACGAGGACACGCCAGCGACUGCUGCACCCACAACCCCCAGUCUCCUCGAUAACCACCACCGCCACCAUCAUCCCGUUGGAGCAGUUGUCACGCGUUCUAGUGCCAUCAGAGGCACAGCGCCCUCUCCGCUGCCUGUUGCCGUGGAGGAGGAGGAACAGCUCCACGAUAAGCGGGCUCUUAGGGUCAUUUUACCGCCAGCGUCUGCAUCAAUGUCCUUCCAAAGCCCUUCCACCACCAGUUCAUCGGCUCCCUCAAUGUUUACUCCUGUGCCUUCUGGGGGCCGGGAGUUGUGCCAAACUCUAUCGCAUUCUCGUACUAUCCUAGAUCCUCCAGAUGAUUCAAAGCAAGGAUCACUGAUAGCAGCCCAGCAGCCACCAGGCGCGCCCCCUCCACCGUCGUGCCCCACCAAGCCCGUCCUCCACUCCGAUGAGGAGAUCCUGAAGGAUGACUUCCUCGAUAGCUACGUCUUUUCGGUCGACGCCUCUUUCUCAAAAGACGAGCUCAUCUCGCGGCUUGCCCGUGCUUCCCAGUUCCGUUUACUGAAUCCGGCUUUUCUUAUGGGGGAUCUCUCGGCGUCUCCGUUCGUAUCCCCAGAAGAGUUAGAUGCCUUUCUAAUUGAAAAGGAACCUGCGGAGGUCAGGUUAACAGGCGAUCAGGACAAGCUCCAUCCAGCAUCAACGGUCUCGCUCACCGAGGACCAGAAGAAACAGAACCAUGAAGUCGGGUUAGACGUUGACGCGGCUACCGAUUCCACAGUGGGUCCUAGGCGUUCCUUCUCGCCAGAGUCCUCGGCGUGCCCCUCCCUCUCCUCCAUCCCGCCCACACCUCCCACCUUUCCCCUGCCCGCAAGUCCGGUGGGCGCGCUGCACGCCGCCGCGGAGGAAACCGCGCGCGACCACGUCGACCGACUCAAAACCAGUCCACUGCGAACCCCUGAGUCACUUGCGAAAGAAGUCACCUCCCCUACAGGACUGGCGAGUAAAUCGGCCUUACUUAACCCGAACUUUCCUACCCCGCCUCCCUCUCACCAGGCAGAGUCUGUGGCAGCAGAUGAUGUCAGACCCCCUGGGGUUUAUCUGCGUCUUUUUUCUGCAAAAAUGAGUCGUAUCGCCAAACUCCUCACUGCACCGGGCUGCCUCAAGUCCUCCGCCAUCAAGUUGACCCUCACGGCACAGAGCGAGGUCAACUUCACACGUCGCCGUGCCUCCACCAUGGCGGCCGCGCGCUGGAAGCCCCACAACGCUGCCGCCACUGCCGACCCCCCCUCUUCGUCAUAUCGGCGGCCCGCACCGGCCACUGGAUAA
Molecule: messenger RNA, 4245 nt
Organism: Mesocestoides corti
Lineage: Eukaryota; Metazoa; Platyhelminthes; Cestoda; Cyclophyllidea; Mesocestoididae
Source: the annotation of a GenBank genome assembly